CAAAUGUGCAACGGUUGCCCCACCCCCACUAUAGCAUGACGAUUGCUCAACGUUCUGAGCGCCCCCGCGGCAGCGCUUUUUUUUUGUAGCAAAGUGCAAGCUGUUGAUCAAGAGCUAUCUACCUACGCAUCCUACCAGUCUGAUUCCUGGACACCCUACACUCUUGAAACCGGCGACCAUGGCACCUAAGGCAAUCAUCGCACCGUCCAUCCUCUCGGCUGACUUCGCGCAGCUGGGGGCGGACUGCAGAAGGACGAUGGAGCAGGGCGCCGACUGGCUCCAUGUCGAUAUUAUGGACGGCCACUUCGUACCCAACAUCACCUUUGGCGCGCCCGUCGUCGCCAAGAUCCGGAAACACGUCGACCGACCGACCGAGAGCCACGGCCGGGGCACGUUUGACUGUCAUAUGAUGAUUGCAGAGCCCAAGAAAUGGGUCAAGGAGUUCAAGAAUGCCGGCUGCGAUCUCUACUGCUUCCACUACGAGGCCGCCUUCUCGAGUAACGCCGAGAGCCCCGAGGGCAAGUCGGACGAAAAGACCAACCCCAAGGACCUGAUCCGAUAUAUCCACAGCUUAGGUUUGCUGGCCGGCAUCGCGUUGAAGCCCAUGACGGGGGUGGAGGUGUUGACGGAGUUGCUCGAGAGCGAGGACGAAAUGGAGCGGCCUGAUAUGGUCCUCAUCAUGACGGUCGAGCCCGGCUUCGGCGGACAAAAGUUCAUGGCCUCGGAGCUACCCAAGGUCCAGGAGCUACGGAAGAAGUAUCCGGAGCUGAACAUCGAGGUGGAUGGCGGGUUGGGCCCUGGUACGAUUGACCAGGCGGCGGAUGCGGGUGCCAAUGUCAUUGUGGCUGGGAGUGCGGUGUUUGGCGCUAAGGACCCGGCAGCGGUCAUCUCGGUGUUGAGGAGUUCGGUCAACUCAAUAUCGGGGAACCUGUAGCUAUGUUACGAGGAGAAGCGGUCUUGCUAAUUAUUUGGGACGAUUAUGAAAGAGAAUGCGGGCUCUAAGUGAAUUAGUGAAAACUUCUGGCUUAUGAUGACCCCUGAUAUUGAGAUGCGGCUUGGUAGCUGUGUUUGGCCACGACUCAAAAGUAAUGACUUCGACGGAUUGCAGCUGGUAGCCAGUUAUAACCCCAGAUAGAGGCAUUUGUCUCAAACGAGAUAUUCGUCUCCUCGGAGCAUCUCAUCGGUUGCCUCAACUCGUCGCUAGAUGAAGACUAAAGCAGGGUAUCUCUAGGUUUGUUAUCCUCAGGUAAGACUUACAAAGAAAGAUACCAAGAGCAUACCUUGUAUCCGGGAGGUUAGUCCCUAAUGUGGCUGGCUACGAUGCAUCAUCAUCAUUGAGAGCUUACACCACUUACACGGUAACCUCUGAGUUCUC
Molecule: messenger RNA, 1375 nt
Organism: Pseudomassariella vexata
Lineage: Eukaryota; Fungi; Ascomycota; Sordariomycetes; Amphisphaeriales; Pseudomassariaceae
Product: ribulose-phosphate 3-epimerase
Exons: 4
Coding region: 179-934 (251 amino acids)
Biological process (GO): pentose-phosphate shunt, non-oxidative branch; pentose-phosphate shunt; carbohydrate metabolic process
Cellular component (GO): cytosol
Molecular function (GO): D-ribulose-phosphate 3-epimerase activity; metal ion binding
Source: RefSeq, a predicted model, not a curated record